AUGACGCAGCAGCAGCAGAACUUGAAGAAGCAGCGGAAGACAGCCUUGCUGCAGUCCACGGUCCAGCAGCGAGAAGAAGCUGUCGAAAAACAGUAUGUAUCUGCGAUAGAAAAACAAGCACAUAAGUGUGAAGAGCUCCUUAAUGCUCAGCAUCAAAGGCUGCUUGAUAUUCUGAACAAGGAGCGUGAAGCAUUAAAGGAAAAAAUAGAAGAAUCCUUGAUGCAGCAGUCGCAGGAAUAUAAGGAAAUUCUGGAAAAGUGUAUGGCAGAUGAAAGGCAAAGAAAUGGGGAAGCUUUGGGCGCAGCUGCAAAGAUUGAAAAAGAAAACGUGCAGGCUGCCAUUCUGAUAGCAGUGAAAGAAGAAAGGGAAAAUAUGGAAAAGCUUCACGCAGAAGAAAAGGAACACUGGCAAAAGGAGCGAAGCAAAGAUCGUGAAAAGAUCGCUCAAGCAGUUGAGGAUGCAAUGCAAGAGCACAAACAAAGUAGUCAGGAGACUAUAAAGGCAGCAAUCAUAGAGGAGCAAAAGAAAAGUGAAGAAGCUGUAGAAGAAGCUGUGAGGCAAGCAAGGGAAGAGCUGAUGGACUAUAUCAAGGAGCAGAAAAGGCUUGAUCAAGUUAUCCGUCAACGUAGCCUGUCCAGUUUGGAACUGUUCCUUUCGUGCGCACAGAAGCAACUGAAUACUUUAUUACAGGAAGAACCUCCAGCUGCAGUUGCAGAACAAACUAGCCUUCCACCUUAAACUGACUUUAUGAAGCUACCAGUCCUAAUGCUGCAGAUGAUGUCUCUAAGCCCUUGGGGAUUUGAUUAUUGAUUCAGGAUCAAUCAGGUGGCCUAAUUAGCUGUUGUAUGUUUUCAUGAUCAACCUGUUGUCAGCUGUGAUGCUAGUGGCCAUGAAAUCUAACAAUACAGUCAGAGAUUAUAAGGGUUACAAUGAUAACCUGGCUUUGUACAUUUUCAGAAUGGCCCAGGAAUGUUCCAUUUUUCCCCUCAUUUCAUAUUUUUAUUAAAAUGAAUGCAAAAAAUAA
Messenger RNA from Gekko japonicus, 1024 nucleotides. Its product is annotated as coiled-coil domain-containing protein 91-like. The transcript has 7 exons. The record is from RefSeq and is a predicted model, not a curated record. Bases 1 to 738 code for a protein of 245 amino acids. Gene Ontology annotation, cellular component: trans-Golgi network. NCBI's taxonomy places the organism in Eukaryota, Metazoa, Chordata, Lepidosauria, Squamata, Gekkonidae. Gene Ontology annotation, biological process: Golgi to lysosome transport.